This is a messenger RNA of Ambispora gerdemannii, 288 nucleotides long. The record is from the annotation of a GenBank genome assembly. NCBI's taxonomy places the organism in Eukaryota, Fungi, Glomeromycota, Glomeromycetes, Archaeosporales, Ambisporaceae.
AUGGGCUCUCCAAUGUCAGAGUGCUGCUCCGAUUUGGCAAGACACGUUGUUGACCAAGGCCAGGUGUUGAGGCUGAAAGAAUUAUCGUGGGUGUUGGACGACAAGAAAGAAAAUGUUUCUGAUGUGAUAUUGUGUUGUCAUGACUUUUAUGUUCUCACAUUACCAUUACAUUGUAUUGGGCACUUUCCUAUUGCUAUGUUAACGGCUUGGGGCCACCAACUACAUUAUCAUCUCGAAAUCAAAGAAUGGACAUUAAGCCAAUCACGAAAAUUCGCGUGGCAACAAUGA